AUGGACUAUGUGAAGCUCCGGAAUUAUAGACACGCAGAUCCUCUUAAGGUUCGGCAAGUGUGGGACUCCCUUGGGGCUACCAAGGGAUAUCGUGUGAUUGUUUUGGCCGACAAGUUAAUCAAAUCGCUGCGGAAAAUAUUCGCUAUGAAGGAUGAUCAGAUAAGAUUGUCACUUGAUGAAAUCGAAGGUGAUGGAUUAAUCGAGAAGGUGGAUCCAUCGUUCGGGAAGAGUGGACCAGUUGGAUAUAGACUACCAGACUUUUCAGCCCCUUGUCCUCGAGGAAAACACGAUUGGUAUUGUUUUCAGUGUCAUAAACCUGGAGAAGUACUUAAAUGUACAGAUUGCUUCCGCGUAUAUCAUGUAGAUUGUGCUCAAGAAGCUUCUAGACUUGCUAGUCCAUCUUCUAAAUCGCUCCGCUCUCCAAUGCUUCAUGACGGGUUAUUCGACGACUUCAGCUGUGCCGUCUGUGAAUCUCGACCCAAGUGCGAGUUCUCUCGCAAACAGAUACGCAAACUCCUUGAAUUCGCCAUUCACCACUUGCGUAAGCAACCACUGUGGAAAACAUUUUUGCACAUCGGUUAUCCGAAUGAGAUCAACAAAAAUGAAUUUCUUGUAUUUAAAUACACUGAUUUGGAGUUACUGCAGCGCAAGAUCAAAGAUGGCCGGUACGCUGCUCUGGAGGAGUUCUCGAUGGAUGUGCAAUUGUUGGUGCACGAUGUAUGCAUCCUUCACGGGCCCUACAGCUCCCAGGCGGAUGAGAUUCGUUUUUUUCUUCGUUCUGUGAAUGAGGAAUUAAAGGAGAUCCAGCUUUGUACAGAUUGUUAUAUCAAUGCAAAAACCCGCCUAACCGACUGGAUCAGCAAACCUUGCAAACCUCCACAUGAACUGAUCUGGGCACGCAAUCGCACCCCGACUGGUGCAGGCAUGUACGGAGAUGCAGUUAUUAGCCAUUAUUACUGGCCGGCCAAAGUCCUACUUGAACGGGAUGACGCUUACGAGAUCCGAUUCUUUGGUGGAACACAUGAACGAGCGCUCGUAAAGAAAUAUAAUACGCGUCCCUUCCACAUACCCGCGGACGAACUCGGGGUCCUUCGUCGAAGUAGCGCUACGGGUGCUGUUGCCGGGGGCGGAUUUGAACGAGCCUGGAAUGAGGUCAGCAAAUUGCAGGCAAAUAUUGACAGUGGCUAUUACACUCACUCCUCUGGUGAGAGUGACCUCCCUCCCUCUGAUGAGGACUAUUCCGACGAAUUUUAUCUUGGUCCACGUCGGAGCAGUUUAAACCACUGUCACCGACAUCAUCGAGCUGACAGCCCUCGAUCUUCGUCCACAUCCCACAGACGGACCAAACGCAGACGUAAUCCUUCUUCCAGUAGCCAUCAGACAACGACCAGCGCUACCCCGACGAACGAUGCGCCUUCACCAAAACCACUCUCUUCUUCGUCUCGUUUUUCCCAUGCACAACUUGCCACUGUGGCUCAUAAAACCCACAGCCUCGGAGCUGAUGCACAUUCUGGGCCCCAUUACAAUGACAAAAGGAAGUAUCGAACCAAGCUCACUAUGCCCAUUGUUCAACCGGGUACCCCUGGGGCUGCUGCAAUAUCAGCUCUCGCAGAGACUAAAGCGGCAAUGGCAGCAGCCGUUGGUAUUGGCCCUCGUUCUAACACCUCCAUCACAUCAGAUUUAUUCACCCUGACUAAAAAGCAUGAGUCCCUUGUAAGACAUACUAGUCGAACAUCAACAAUGACUCCAAAGCGGUCAUCCGCUAGGGGUGUUCGAGGAAAAAGGGGUGUUGGUCGUCCUCCAAAAAACCACACCAAUAUCUUGAGAGGUUCUGCAAAGAGGCCCCUUACUUCAGUUUCCGGUUCUCACUCAUCGAGAAGCUUGUCUUCACUGUCCUCAAAUUCGGAUCUGGAUGCUGACAAUGAUUGUGCUCAACCAGGUGCCUCCAAUUCCGAUUCAGGUGACUGGCUACCAAAGGGAAACAGACGCUCUUCUAGGUGGAAAAACGGAACUCCGCGUGGUCGGCGGAGAUUUCGUGGUGCAUCCAAAUCAGCAAAAAAUGCUGAUCGCUUCACAAGCCUCUGCUCAGGGAAGAACAAUAACGACAAUGGUUGGCCCAUCCUCCUCGCUUCUCCCACUAGAACAUAUGCUACUCCUGGUCGGGGCCGUCCGCGCUUAAACAACUUGCCCCCAUCUCAACUUAGGAGAGCAGCACGCAAAAGAUCCACUGUACCCGCUAGGACAUCACUUGCACCUACGAGUUUCGUGCAAAAAAAGAUGAGGAAAGGAUCAAAAAGUAUGUUGAGUGACCUGAAGGACCACCGCGAUGAAGAUGACGAACUGACGGAUCGCUGUUGCUCUCCUUCUGUUGGUGCUGGUUCUCCAGACAAGAUUUCUUGCGCGCAGAAGGCCCACCGACGUCGAACAACACAGUCCCACAGUCCUCAUGCUCAAUUGUCCCCCGGUCGUAAGAGUGUUUCGAACAAUUUGAAUGCUUGUUUCAACCUCAAGCCUUCCCCAUCAAAGCGGACAAGCAGUGGUACUCCCAGGCGGCGUUCUUCUCCGUCCAGCAACUUUAGUUCUUGCAGUUCCCCGUCAACAUCUGAUGCGGAUAGCGAUAGUGGUUUCACCAGUAGGCACCGGACACUUAUGGAAGAGAAGAGCGCCGAGGAAAGCCGUAAACUUCGCAGCCCGACACGCGGUUAUUCAGCGCACAAAGAAGCCAAGUUGUCUGGCACCAGUAGUACAAUGUUACGUCGGCCGCCGUUCGCUCCUCCUCUUGGGAAUACCACAAGCGCUUUGGGGGUGAACUCAGUAUCCAACGCUUCCGAUCGAGCAAGCUUAUCCGCUGCCGUUAAUUUAUUCUAUUCUGGACAAUCCUUAUCGGGGAAUUAUGAUCAUCCUGAGACCUCUGCCACUGUUUUAGCAACUGCUAUCAACCUCUCCUGGUCAUCAAGUGCUCCCGGUCAUCCACUCGGCGACUCUCUGGGUUCUACAGCUGCACCAGGGACUACAAGCAUAGGAUUGAACAAUACAUCGGGAUAUCCUGCCCAGCUCCCAUCACUAUCCAGGUCUCACCUUCCUCCAAACAAACGUGCCGCUGCAGCUGCUACUGCAGCAGCAGCGUUGAGCGGAACCUCAAAUAUGCCCACCGUUGAUGGUGUUGGCCACUUAUCAAACCAACUGUCAUCGAUCCAUGGGUCGGAAGUGAACUCUGUGCCAUCUGCCUCGAAACUAUCACAUCGAGGCGUCCAAACUUCACCGAUGUCUUGUUCGGAGUGCAAAGAGCGGGAAAUUCAGCGCUUGCGUGAGCUUGAAGAGCAUAAACGUGCUCUGUAUGAAUUGGAGAAUCGCCUUACCGAGCAAUUCAAAGAGGAGAAGGCAAUCGCCACGCAAGCCGCAUUGGAACAAGCUCAAACGACCAUUCGUGAAACCAUGGAACAAGAACAGAAACUGGCCUUGGAAGCAGCUGAGGCGAGGUAUUCUCCCAUCCAUUUUUGGCGCCCACCAAAAUCCUUACCAUAUAAGGACAAUUCGGACUCUUCAAAUGGACAUGCAAUCAUGUCAUCACCGCCACUCCUGUGUGUUUCCUCAGUUCCCAUGACUACUUCGAACCUACCUACGCCUUUCUUUUUGGAAGACGCACUCGGUAUUGCCCCGUCUGGACUUCAGUUUUGCUUUGACAGAGAGUGCUUUUUGGAUCCGACCUUCUCAUCCAUCGAGUUCAUAUUGACACAGGACCGACGCGAGAUCUCAUUAGAAACAUCCCGUGAUAGCUUGCUGCAGUAUUCCAAUAUUUUAAAGUCCUGUUUAGUCGAAUUGAUCAACCAGGACUACGCGGAUUUUGUCAAUUUGUCCACUAAUCUCGUCGAUUUGGAUAAGGGUAUUGACUCGAUUUCAUCGCCGCUAGAGUCGCUUAGGACAUCCGUGCUGGAACUGAUCACGGAAUUAUCUACUACAGAAAACCGUCUUUCGACAAAGCUACAUGAACGUCAGCAACUUCGCGAGAAAAAGGACUUAUUGAGUAGUCUGUAUUCCGUUGAUCAGUGUAUUGACCGUUUGGAGCGUUGGUUGAAACAGGAUGUCACGAAACCCGCCUGGAAAUCGUCACAUGACCGCCCAUCAUUUAGUCAUGCAACUGCAUUUUCCUCUGACAAACCCAGUGGUUCCGAUUUACGAGGCUUCGAGAUAGACCUGACUAUUUGGCCCCCAGACUUCUACACCGAUUGUUCUCUACAAGAAGACCCUGGACUUCGCAUCGAGCGAGUGGCUAGUGAGUAUGGCAGACUGCAGUUUUUCUCCAAGAGGUGUCAGAAUCACCCGCUCGUACAAUCGAUGAGACCGAGAAUCCAUUGGAUCACGUCCACGUUAAUGGAACAGUUGGAAGUUUGGCUCCAAAAAUCCCUAGAUGCUGCACAACUAACUUCCACGAACAAGAGCCCUGUAAUUUCAAAAGCAUACGGCGAACAACUACGUCAGGCUGUAUCCACUUAUCUGAUGAUUGACAGAUCGCCGGAUGUCGUUCAAUUGUAUCGGCGACACGUACUGCGGCCAAAACUGGAAAAAGUGUUCAUUUCCCGCUCAGAACUAUCCUGUAGUGGUUCAGAUGUCGAAAAGGCGAGUGCUGCUCUGAACGAAAUGUACACUGAAGCUUUGGCCAUCUUGGAUCAUCAGCUAGAAGUGUUCCGACAACUCAGUUCUCAACGUGCUCCCGACAGUUAUGAUCCCUUAGCAGAGUUCGACUAUCUCGUCGAUGGAUUCUGGCCAGAAACGGUCGAACUGCUCAUCCACAACGCACCUGACAUAUUUACGUCUGGUUAUCCGGAUCGAUUUCACAAGUUGUACAACGAGAGUCAAACCUUCUUGAACCAACUGGAAUCGAGACUGGAAACGGCUGGACGAAUUCGCAACUUUCGAGGCCAUCCAGCCUACAGCCAGUUCUCUAGUAAAUGGAGUCUACCCGUUUACUUUCAAAUCAGGUUCCAGGAUAUCGCUGGGACUGUAGAAAAUGCGAUGCACAUUGGCUUAAACUCUGCUUCGUCCGAUUCAUUAGACUGUCGCCUACAUGUCACCGCAGUUCUAAUUGAGCAGCUGGAGCGAUGUUGGAUGGACGGUAUCUACCUAAACAGCUUGAGACAUCGGUUUUUGAAACUAACGCUGCAGUUGUUCAACCGAUACGCCAGCUUCGCGCAGUCCCAAAUCGACAACCUUUUAGCCAAACAAAGAGGCUUCGUCUCUCAUGCUCGCAACAAAUUGCCCAAGGUUAUUCUGGCGGCACUUGGGUCCGUUCCGAACGCUGGCGCCUCUAGUCGAACAGUUUGUCCUGCUAUGUUGAAGGAUUGUUUGGAUGAAUGCGCCCGCCGCUUAGUCAGUGUGGUGGCUCCUCUCAGUGAUGCAGUGUUGGAACUCGUUAAGCCCUCGUGCCUAGAAACCAGUCGCCAGAUAUCAGACAUUCCUCGUCAAUAUCGGAGAACGAACCGCGCCUAUCCGAGUGCCCCAUCUAAUUACGUGACCAACCUGAUCUCUCCUAUCAUUCACUUGGCCGGAUCGAACGCCGGUAUCAAAGAUGACAGUACCAGCGAAGCAUUAGAGAAACUCACGCAAACAUGUAUUGAGCAGGUGGCAAACGUAUUUUUGAAGCAACUGGUCGAUGUGCUGAAUUCUGUGAAAAAAACGGAGGAGAGCUUGCGUAAACUUCGCGAAGCUCGGCGAGCAUCCAGUGCUAUAUCGGAUCAGAUCCCAAACACUGGUGACGUGUGCCUAGACGAAGAUAAGAUUCGUCAUCAGCUAUACCUGGACGCGUGCUACUUCCGUGAUCAGGUGAACGUCUUAUGUGGCACGAGUGAGGAAACUAGGAAGAAGCUCAACGAGAUCGUGCAGCUAACUCGAACGUCCAAAACAGACGCUUCGUUGAAUGGGCAGUGA
Molecule: messenger RNA, 5925 nt
Organism: Dicrocoelium dendriticum
Lineage: Eukaryota; Metazoa; Platyhelminthes; Trematoda; Plagiorchiida; Dicrocoeliidae
Source: the annotation of a GenBank genome assembly